Molecule: messenger RNA, 2746 nt
Organism: Hylaeus volcanicus
Lineage: Eukaryota; Metazoa; Arthropoda; Insecta; Hymenoptera; Colletidae
Product: facilitated trehalose transporter Tret1-like
Exons: 10
Coding region: 122-2731 (869 amino acids)
Biological process (GO): sensory perception of smell; transmembrane transport
Cellular component (GO): membrane
Molecular function (GO): olfactory receptor activity; transmembrane transporter activity; odorant binding
Source: RefSeq, a predicted model, not a curated record
ACCAGUAUCUUCCUGGUAUAAGUUUCGCGAACCUCAUAAGUCGGUUAGGGAAACAGCGACCGAACGGCUACGAGGUGCAACGCAUCCUUGACCAUCCCUUCGCAUCCUAUAGGAAUCCAGGAUGUCCAGCGAGGAUCCGAAAAAGGAUGAAGCUAAGAACGUCACGAUAUGGCCACAAUGGCUGGCUGCGUACACGCUCAGCUUAGCCGUUAUGGGAAGUGGUCUCGCGAAUGGCUGGGCAUCGCCGUAUUUGGCUCAACUGACAUCGACGGAAGCGAACAUGCCUUUGAGGCUGACAGAUACCGAAGUGUCCUGGGUGGCCUCCCUUUUAAAUCUUGGCCGGCUAGCCGGCGCUUUGCUCAGUGCACUGUGUCAAGAAUACAUUGGAAGAAAAAAAGUAAUUCUACUCGGUGGUCUACCGCUAGCCUCAAGCUGGGUAUUCACUAUUUGUGCCACAUCGGUCACGUGGCUCUACGUGGCCAGGUUCUGCUCAGGAAUCGGGUCAGGAAUUAUAUGGUCUGCACUCUCGAUGUAUCUGAGCGAGAUCGCCGAUCCCAGAAUUCGUGGAUCACUGAUAUCCAUGAACGUGAACGCAGCUGCCGUUGGUAUGUUCCUGGGCAAUGCAAUGGGUCCUUAUCUGUCUAUGGAGAUGUUCGGGUACGUGAGCCUCGUUCCGAAUAUCCUCUUCAUGAUCCUCUUCAGCUUGAUACCCGAAUCACCCUACCAUUACCUCCUGUACGGCGAUAUCGACAAGGCUGAGGCAUCCUUGAGGUGGUUUAGGCGAAAAGCUGACGUCAAAGCCGAGUUGCGAGAGCUCCAGGAAUUCGUCGACGGGGCUGGAACUAACAUUUUCCGAAACUUCAAGCAGUUCCUUCAACCAAGUAACCUGAAGAAGGCUCUCGUGGUGCUUGGUCUCUACGCUUUCUCCUAUGCAAGCGGAUACAAUAUCAUGACCUCCUACGCGGAAAUAAUCGUGACGAAAAGCAAGGUCAGCAUAACGCCUAGUAUAGUGGUGACGAUUCUCGGAUUCGCGACGAUCGUAGCUGGGUUAACGGCCACGUUGCUGAUCGAUCGACUCUGUAGGAAGACACUUCUGAUCAUCUCCAGCCUCGGGACAUCGAUAUCCUUGGCGAUCCUGGGUCUGCAUUUUCAUUUUCUUUCCGUGGGAUACGAUAGCAGCAACCUAACGUGGUUACCCAUAAUCGCGAUGUUGUCGUUCAAUCUCUCCGUGGCUGGUGGACUCCAACCGAUUCCGAGCACCCUGUUGGGUGAAAUGUUUCCAGCGAGCUUGAAAAAUGUUGCUUCUCUGUGCGUGAGCUCCAGCAACGCGUUGAUGUCCUUCGCUAGCUCAAGGUCUUAUCAGCCGUAUUUGGACUUGGUUGGUGACAAGUUCGUGUUCUGGACUUAUGGUGUUUGUAUGCUCUUUUGCGCGCCGUAUGUCUACUUUCUGAUACCUGAGACCACGGGUAAGAGUCUUUUGGAAAUUCAGCGAUCAACGAAAAAGAAAAACAUGAAAAGACCCUCUAAGUCGUCGAUCGAUUAUUACAUACUACCGAAUAAAAUUAUUUGCGGUAUAGCCGGAAUGUGGCCUAUCGAUGAGAAAAGUUCGACAAGUAGCAAACUGUUCGCCUACUUUCGCUUGUUGUUCGCGUUAACUGCGGUCAGCAACGUCUUCGUGCCGGAGAUUAUGGCGUUAGCCGUGAAUUGGGGUGAUUUGCAGGUGCUGGCAGGAGUAGGAUGCGUUUUAACCACAGUCGGACAAUUACUGUUCAAAAUGAUUUACCUAGUGGCAAGAAAAAAGCAAGUCUAUUGGCUUUAUAAUGAAUUAAGAGAUCUAUGGAACAGUGCUGAAGACAUCGAAGAAAAGCAAUCGUACGAGCAGUUAGCUUAUUGGGGAAAAACUAUUACGAUAGUGUUUUACCUAUCUGGCCUGUGCAACGUGUUCACUUUCACCAUUGCAGCUGCAUUCAAUUGCGUUAAAAUCGAGUACAUUGAGGGCAACAACACUAACAAAAGUCUCAUGUUGCCUUUUCAAGUGUGGUAUGGAACUGACAUCACAGGCUCUCCUAUCUACGAGAUCACUUUCGUUUGCCAAGUUAUGUCGUCCAUGAUCUGUUGUGCGGGGAUCACCGGUUUGGACGCCACGUUGAUGACCGUAAUCUUGCACGUGUGCGGCCAGUUUAAAUUAAUCACCACGUGGUUCAACAAAUUGGAAAUUGAAAUAAGUGGCAAAUCCACGCAUGCCGUUUGUUUGCGUAACGUGGAAGCGAGAUUGAUCAGAUGCAUCCGUCAUCACCAACGAAUGAUAAACGUGGUGAUUGAAGUCAACAAUUUAUUGACUCCCAUCAUAUUCGUUCAACUCCUUACGAGUGGGAUGGAGAUUUGUUUGAGUGGUUUCGCAGUCACCGAUAACAAUGGUACACGCAUCGAUCAACUAAAAUGUAUAUCGUAUUUAAUCUCGAUGUGGAUACAACUCGUACUUUGGUGUUGGACAGGCGAAAUUCUCAUUCAAGAGAGCCAGCAAAUAGGCCAUGUGAUCUAUUUCAACAUAUCAUGGUACAGUUUAUCGCCGUUUUAUCGAAGGCAACUAUGUUUUAUAAUUGUUAGGGCGCAACAAUACUGCAGCAUCAAAGCGUUAACAUUUCAAACGUUAUCUAUUCAUACGUUAACAAGUGUAUACCAAACAGCUGCCUCAUAUUUUACUCUGUUACGACAAAUGCAUCAAACGUGAACUUCAAAGAAAUGA